AUGACUGCCCCGACUGGAGCCUCCUUCAACCCGACGCAGGAGGGGGUGGCCCAGAUAGUCUCUCUGCUCACCGAUGUGCACAAGCCGGGAGCCAAUCAAUCAGAGGUGUAUGCACAGCUCGACCGCUGCAAGGCUUACCCAGACUUCAACAACUACCUUGCCUUCAUCUUCGCCUCGGGGGAUGGGCUGCCCAUAGAGGUACGCCAGACGGCGGGCCUGCUGCUUAAGAACAACGUGCGGGCACACUAUGGCAGCAUCGCAGAGGACUUUCGUGCCUUCAUUAAAGCCGCGCUGCUUCCAGUGCUGGGUCAUGCGUCGCGCCCGCUGCGCCACACCGCGGGCACCUGCGCCGUCACGAUUGUCAACCUGACGGGGCUUGGCGCCUGGCCAGAGCUGGUGGCGACGCUGGCAGAGGGGCUGGACUCGGGGGCAGACAGCAACCGGAUUGCCGAGGACCAGCCAUUGCAGAUGGACGCGCAGCUACCAGGCGCUGGCAACCAGCGGGUGGCCGAUGUGCUGGUGCCCCGUGUGCUCAAUCUGCUAAGUGCGCCCACUGCCGAUCUGCGGGCCCUGGCUGUGUCUACGCUCAACCAGCUGGCCAACAUCAUGCCUGGCGCGCUCAUUGACAACAUGGACAGGCAAGUGCCUGGGCAGGCUUGGGGUGGGAGGCAGGGCUCUUCGGAAAAAGGAUUCCUCCAGGGUCUGUUUCACCUGGCACUCGACUCUUCCACCUCUGUGCGCAAGGCGGUGUGUCAGGGGUUGGUGGCGAUGCUGAUGGCUGUGCCCGAGCGCCUGGUGGCUUCCAUGCCCGACCUGAUUGAGUACAUGUUGAAGAGCACGCAGGAUGAAGACGAAGGCAUUGCUGUUGAGGCAUGCGAGUUCUGGACCGCUUUUUGCGAGUCGGAAGUGGACAAGGAUGUGCUGCGCCCUUCGCUGCCCCGCGUGCUGCCCGUGCUGCUAAAAAACAUGGCAUAUGAGGAGUUUGAUGAGGAGGUGCAGGAUGCAGAGGAGCUCGAAGAGCAGGCACUACGGGGCAGUGCCACACAGGCAGACCGAGAUGACGAGAUUAAGCCCUAUAUCCACAAGGGGACUGGCCAUGGUGAGGAGGCUGCUGGAGAGGGCGAUGAGGAGGAAGAUGAGGAGGGCGACGGAAUCGUGCAUUGGAACUUGCGACGCAGCAGCGCUGCGGGCCUUGACAUGCUGAGCAACCAAUUUGGCGAUGAACUUCUGCCCAUCAUCCUGCCCAUCGUACAGCAGCGGCUCCUCGAACCCGAUUGGCGGGCGCGCGAGUCUGCCAUCCUGGCGUUGGGAGCCAUUAGCAAUGGGUGCGCCACGGGGCUGGCGCCUUACCUGCCCGAGAUGGUUGCUAUGCUGCUGCCCACGCUCAAGGACGCACGGCCCAUGGUGCGCUGCAUCAGCUGCUGGGUGCUGGGACGGUACAGCAAGUGGCUCCUUGAGCGUGCUGAAAGCGGGCAACGCGGCGAGCUGGAUUCCAUGAUGGCGGCAGUAUGCGAGCGCUGCCUGGACCACAACCGCCGCGUGCAGGAGGCGGCCUGUGGCGCCCUGUCCACCUUUUUGGAGGAGGGCAAGCCGGAGCAGCACAUGGCGCCAUACAUGGCUGCAGUGCUGCAAACACUGGCUUCCACGCUGCAACUGUAUGGCCGCAAGGCUAUGCGAAGCGCGUAUGACACCAUCUCCACUGCAGCAGACCAGGCACCCGGCCUGCUCAGCCAGCCGGCAUUGGCGCAGAUCAUCCUGCCUCCAUUGUUUGGCAAGCUGGACACGCUGCCCGACGGGGAUCGUGAGCUGCUGCCGCUUAUGGAAUGCCUCACGGCAGUGGCGGCCAAGUCGGGGCAACAGACAGAGCAGUUUGCAGCUGCCUGCUUUUUCCGAUGUAUUGGCUUGAUAGAGCGGGCUGAGCAGGCUGCAUCAUCAGGCGCGUUCGACCCAGACGAGGCUGCCGAGUUUGUGGUGUGUGCCCUGGACCUUAUCAGCGGUCUGACUGAGGGUCUCGGUGUCAGCAUAGAGAGCCUGGUGGGGCGUUCACCGCUACGCGAGAUCAUCGUGCGCAGCUGCAAGGACCCCGAUGCUGACAUUCGGCAGAGCGGGUUUGCGCUGGUGGGAGACCUGGCCAAGGCGUGCGCGCCACACAUCAAGCCCGCGAUGGCAGAAGUGUUCACAUCGGCCAUGUACAACUUGCAGCCGCAGAUGAUUAACCAGCGCACGCUGUCAGCUUGCAACAACGCGGCAUGGUGCAUUGGCGAGGUGGCUAUCAAGUGCAGCAGCGAGGAGCUCAAGCCAUUUGCGCUGCAGGCGCUGGAGCGGUUUGUUUGGAUCCUGCAGGUACUGCUGUUGAGUCAAUCUCUGCUUGCUCCGCGCAUGUGCGCUGCACUGCGCGGCAUCCGGGAUGACAUUGAGAAAGAGCACGCCUUCCUUGGGCUCUGCGCACUGCUGCGGCUCAACCCGCAGGGCGCGGGCGGCUGCUUCACUGUGUUGUGCGGGGCAAUUGUGAGCUGGCGCCAUGUUGGCUGCGAGGGGCUGCACAAUGAGCUAAUCCAACUCAUGCAGGGCUACAAGGCGCAGCUCACGGGGAUGGGCCAGUGGGAUGCCGCCAUGGCCACCCUUCAACCUGCAGUGCAGCAGAAGCUCAGCGCCAUGUGCCAGCUUUGAGCUCACCCUCAGACCCGCCGUCUAGUUGCCCCGCCUGUGCCAUGCCUGUGCCUGUCGGACAAAGCUGGAGGCCAGCCAGCCAGCCUUACAAGAAAAUGUCAUUUGCUUCACUGACUACCACCAGCAGCAGCAGCAGGGAGGAGCGCUCUUGGAGAGUGUGCCCCCUUUUUCGCCACGCAUUCACUUGCCAGCCCUGCAAUCACGCAGCUUAACCGUCAGCCGUUUCUGCACGGCAGCAGCCAUCAUCCCUCAGCACUUGAUCCCUCUUUGUUCCCUCCUCUCGGGGUAGCACGUCAGCCGUUGCCUCUUCUUUUCUGUCAACCAUGCAAGCUCCACACUGCCUGUC
Chlorella variabilis is the source of this 3016-nucleotide messenger RNA. RefSeq lists its product as hypothetical. Bases 1 to 2670 code for a protein of 889 amino acids. The transcript is spliced from 23 exons. Gene Ontology annotation, biological process: protein import into nucleus. Gene Ontology annotation, cellular component: nucleus; cytoplasm. The record is from RefSeq and is a predicted model, not a curated record. Gene Ontology annotation, molecular function: small GTPase binding; nuclear import signal receptor activity. NCBI's taxonomy places the organism in Eukaryota, Viridiplantae, Chlorophyta, Trebouxiophyceae, Chlorellales, Chlorellaceae.